GCAGUAGAGAUGCCCCCGGUCCCACCAAGGCCUGGGGGAAUUGUCCCUCGAGUCCACCCACCAUUCUCUGCUCUGACUCUGGCUCCCCAGACACGCCGAUACAAGGGGGAGGCUUCUCACGAGCUGCCUCAGCUCGAAUCAGAAGCCCUGAGCACAACGUAGAAGAAAAACCUCGAGCUUCUGUGACUUCAGGCAACAGAUUGCCCACAGCUGAGGGGACCCUUCUGAUUGCCUUCAGUCGUCAGUUCCUUCCACACACCCCUCCCGGCAGAGUGAGAACAGACUUUCUGGAAGAGAAUUUCGCUAGGAAAACUAAGAGAAGAUUAGCUUUUGCCCAAAUGCAGAGAGGCACGCACCCACCCAGGGGGCACCCAGAGGCUCUGGAGUGGAGGUGGCCUCGCUCGAGGGAGCUCUUGCUCUCCUGGCUGAGGGUCCCACGCGGCAGAGGCAUGAGAGUCCUGCGGCUGCUCUGCUUGGCUGCGCUAGCCACCAGCAGCUCCGCGAAGCAGGAGAAAGAGCCGGUGUCCCAGCUGCAAGCUGACUUCACCCUGUUGGACAGGGGGUCAGGCCUCAGGGUAGAGGUGUUCUGCCAGGCAUCCUCGGGCAGCCCACCCAUCACCUACAGACUGGUCAGGAGGAACGGGCAUAUCCACAUGCAGCAGACUCGGAACACUGGGCAGCCAGCCAACUUCUCCUUCCCACUGAACCAGACAUCGGACUGGUUCCGGUGCCAGGCUGAAAACAACAUCAGCGUCCAGCACACUCCCUUUACACUGGUGCCCCCAGGAGAGCUGCCCCAGGGACCCACCUUCGUGCUGGCUGGCUGCCUCAUCUCCAUCAUAGCCGUCUUUUCUUGGAAACUGAGCUGGACCAAGCAGAUCAGUUUCAGGAGGAAGCAGCAAACAGAAAAAAAACAAGAACCAAUUAGAACCAACUAGGCUCAAGAUGGCGGAGGAUUCGACUUCCAAUAGAUCUAGAGCCUUACUACACGCUCUAUACGUUAGCUAAAUGACACACCCACCAGCACCAGGACAGCUGGCGAUCACCAUGAUGACAACCAGAAAAGCCCCUAUGAGAACUGAAAAGGAGAGUUGCAUCAGUUCCAGGUCGUGACCAGAAGAUGCAGGCUGGGCAGAGUCCCCAGGAGAGCCCUGGUCCUUGUCCCCUAUAGAAGGACCCACCAUUUGAAGAAAUGAAAUGAAGAAAAGAAUGAAGAAAAGCCCCACCAGCCUGGAUUCUUGGAGCGCUGGUGUUCUUCAUCAAAUACUCAUGGUGCUAGUUUGAGGGAUUUAGGAUGGGGGGAGCUGUAGGGGGAAGGAGAGGUCCAUAGGAGGACGGGGCUCUGUGAGGGCCCCUCUCCUCACCGCUCAGCAGCUCGUCACCAUCCAUCCAGGUCUGGGGAGAUGGUGGGGUAGAUGUGAAGGCCCAGAGGCACCAGCCCACCCAGGGCCACUGCUUCCUCCCCCACCCCUGCUCCCCUCUUCCCUGGAGUGGCACCCCAUCUCCUGGUGGCCCAGUCCUCUGGCUCCACUGCUGACCUGUCACCGUCCCAUUCACCUGGAGGACUCUGGGCCCCACCUGGCCAGCACCCCCUCAUUAAUCCUUACCUGCAACUAUGAUGUCUGGAAUUCCUCCCUGCCGAGUCAGCCUGAGGCCCCUGGAGAACCAGCCCCCCCUCCCCACCCACACACACCUAGAGCCAUCCCAGUUUGGACGCUCUGAACCAUUUCCGGAAAGAAUGGUAUUAAACUCUGCCCCCUGCCGGCCACCCUGGGAACUUCGUUUCUGUCUGCACACCAUCUUGGAGCCUGGAAGUCGGCCCUACGCACGGCCCUACAUGGCCCUGGGGCCGGGCCCGGCUCGGGAAAAACUGGGAGGGGCGGUGGUCUCGACCACAUCCCAGGCUUAGCUCCAGAGAGGAGGAAAGAGUGACAGGCCAUGCAGGGAGGGGUCCAGGCUGUGGCCUGGGGUUUGAGUAGAAUGGGGGAGAAGAGAGGAGGUGCGUAGGAGCCUGCGUCUUGGGCAGAUGGGGCCCAGACGGCGUCUGGCGGGGCUUCCUGGAGGCGGAGGCGGGAGUGCAGGGGCAAAGAGUGGAUGGAGCCAGGGGGGCGGGCCCUCCUUGCGACCCUCUCUUCCUGGGGACUCUCUGGCCCUUUCCAGUCGCCCUGCGGACCAGCAGAGCAGAGGGACGAGACUCCGGCCGAGAGGUGGACUGGACAACGAGUCCGCGGCCGCUGGACGGAUGUCGGCCGCUGGAAGCGCAGGCCGG
Delphinapterus leucas (beluga whale) is the source of this 2269-nucleotide messenger RNA. It is a transcript of the gene IL40, whose product is annotated as interleukin 40. The record is from RefSeq and is a predicted model, not a curated record. Lineage: Eukaryota; Metazoa; Chordata; Mammalia; Artiodactyla; Monodontidae.